This is a messenger RNA of Cooperia oncophora, 1605 nucleotides long. The record is from the annotation of a GenBank genome assembly. NCBI's taxonomy places the organism in Eukaryota, Metazoa, Nematoda, Chromadorea, Rhabditida, Trichostrongylidae.
AUGUUUGAGUUCCAAGACGCAGCAUGGUCGGCUUGUUACCAGGACCAAUUUCUUACAAAUCUUUCCAAGAAUGUCGUGAAGAGAUGUAUAGAGAAGCCUUAUCUAUGUACACUCCUAGACGUCUCUCAUUCGAUCCAGAAAGAAAUUUUUCAAGGAAAUCAUAACUUCGGUGAGAACCGUGACCUUAAAAGGUUUCCGAAGAGCAUACUGAAACAUUUUUGUGCUUUGAAUGACCGAACUGACUAUGGUGGCAUGAUUUACUCGGUGAUUUCCAAAUGGCGAGAUGACAAUGGAGGAACGUUGAUUCAUGUGAGAAACACUGCUGAUGAACAUAGUCCACCCACGUCCUCUACGAAAAAGCGGGAUAAGGUCUCUCUGAAGAAGCAACAGAUCCUUAAUGAUUUGAAAGCGCAAAAACGUAGGCAAUCGAAGCCACAACUUCAGCCGCAGCGUGUACGUACCACAAAGAGGAAUGCAGCAUCCAAAGAAAAUGUGGAUACACCUUCCAAUACAUCGCCUGUAACUCAAAGCGCUGAAUUAGAAGAACAACGGAUCCAGCGGAUGAUUAACUCCAAAAUUGUUCCAAGACGCAGCAUGGUCGGCUUGUUACCAGGACCAAUUUCUUACAAAUCUUUCCAAGAAUGUCGUGAAGAGAUGUAUAGAGAAGCCUUAUCUAUGUACACUCCUAGACGUCUCUCAUUCGAUCCAGAAGAAAUCAUAACUUCGGUGAGAACUGGUGACCUUAAAAGGUUCCGAAGAGCAACUGAACAUUUUUGUGCUUUGAAUGACCGAACUGACUAUGGUGGCAUGAUUUACUCGGUGAUUUCCAAAUGGCGAGAUGACAAUGGAGGAACGUUGAUUCAUGUGAUUUGCCGCGUUUCUACACUGCUGCAGCUGGGUUCGCCAAUAUGCUGGCAGGAUAAGAAUAGUAUAUCACCAUUAGAGAUAGCUUAUACGUAUGGGAAUGGAAACUUGCUCAAAGCGUUGCUAAAUUCAGGCGCAACAUUCCAUGAGUUGUUAGCCAAUGAAGAGAGACUGCAUCCAUCGCGAAGAGGACAUCUUUACAAACAGCUGGUACGGUAUUCUGGGGUCCUCGGUGGAAUUAUGCGUGGUGCUCGGAAGAGAAUUUUAAGGAACAUCUAUGAAGUAGCGGUUUUAUCGCCAGUCUUUAUUGCGCCUUGUAAGGACGGAAUUAAUCAUGUUUUUCGAUUCACGUACUCCCCGUCCGCUGACAAACACCUUAAUAACACACCGAUGCAAUGUCCCAUCCUUUUCACAUAUCUAGCGGUGAAUCGGCCAGAAGUUGGAAAACGAGGUGUGGAGUGGUCUUUUCGUUGCCAUGGUCCAAUAGCUUGCUUCGCCCCAACACUGAAUGGACAACUCGUAAAACCAUUAACUGGAAACGUGCAGCUAGGAGUUCAGACUUCGGAGCUACUCUACGAUACUUUCGUUUUCCUAUGUCCUCUGAAAUUCGGCGUCAAUGUACUGGAAUUUAGACUGCAUGAAUCAUAUAUGAAUAAAAGGAUGAUGUUUGCCGCUCAAGUAGUGAUGAUGAGAAAGACCAAUCCCAAUCCCUUCUCAUGCGAUGACUCUUCUCCACUUUGA